Molecule: messenger RNA, 874 nt
Organism: Octopus sinensis (East Asian common octopus)
Lineage: Eukaryota; Metazoa; Mollusca; Cephalopoda; Octopoda; Octopodidae
Product: glycoprotein-N-acetylgalactosamine 3-beta-galactosyltransferase 1
Exons: 2
Coding region: 54-821 (255 amino acids)
Cellular component (GO): membrane
Molecular function (GO): N-acetylgalactosaminide beta-1,3-galactosyltransferase activity
Source: RefSeq, a predicted model, not a curated record
UUUUUUUUUUCCUGCUUUAACAUAAACCAGACGACUACACCAUUGCUGAUGCGAUGAAGAAAAAAAUCCGUGUCUUGUGUUGGGUUAUGACAAGUCCACAAUCUCUGAGCACCAAAGCCAUACAUGUGAAACACACGUGGGGAAAACGAUGCAAUAAAAUACUUUACAUGAGUUCAGUGUCCGAUCCCAAAUUCCCAACCAUUGGUCUAAAUAUUUCCGAAGGGAGGCAACACUUAACGGGGAAGACUAUGCAAGCGUUUCGCUAUGUUUACCAAAACCACUUCAACGAUGCUGAUUGGUUUAUGAAAGCGGAUGACGACACCUACGUCAUUGUGGAAAAUCUUCGGUACUUUCUCUCUACUAAGAACCCCAACGAUCCCAUUUACUUUGGACAUCAUUUUAAAACCAUAGUUAAAGGAGGUUAUCACAGCGGCGGUGCCGGGUACGUACUCAGUAAAGAGGCUUUGCGUCGAUUUGCUUUGCUAGGAAAUUCACAGCUUUGUCGUCAAGAUGGAGGAGCUGAGGAUGCAGAAAUAGGCAGCUGUUUAAUGAAGUUAAAUGUCACAGCUGGAAAAACUGUUGAUAACCUUGGAAGAUCACGUUUCCAUUGUUUUAAUUUGAAUACACAUCUUCACGGAGGUUUUCCGGAUUGGUUUUACAAAUACGAUUCAAACGGAGCUAGAUCUGGAAUACACAAUAUCAGUGAUUAUCCUAUCACAUUCCAUUACGUCUCACCAAAGGAGAUGCAUGCGUUAGAGUAUUACGUAUAUCACUUACGACCAUUUGGCAUAGUAUCAGGGGCCCAAGAUUUGAAUGUCUGAAAAUAUAAAAUAUAGAUAUAUAUAUAUAUAUAAAUUAUAAAUAAAUAAAUAAA